Messenger RNA from Raphanus sativus (radish), 2073 nucleotides. RefSeq names its product dol-P-Man:Man(6)GlcNAc(2)-PP-Dol alpha-1,2-mannosyltransferase. Gene Ontology annotation, cellular component: endoplasmic reticulum membrane. Bases 124 to 1839 code for a protein of 571 amino acids. Gene Ontology annotation, molecular function: alpha-1,2-mannosyltransferase activity. Lineage: Eukaryota; Viridiplantae; Streptophyta; Magnoliopsida; Brassicales; Brassicaceae. The record is from RefSeq and is a predicted model, not a curated record. The transcript has 10 exons. Gene Ontology annotation, biological process: protein N-linked glycosylation.
AGCUUCCCCAUCAUAACCCUCUGUAUCCGGGAGAGACUUUCGAUUGCUAUGCGCAGAGAAGAGAGGUUCUGCAAUCACGACCAUUUUCCGCACUGGUGUGCUGAGUGAAAUCCUCAAAGCUCGAUGGAUCUGACGACGACUCGCCAGAGACGCCCACUUCUCUCUGCUUCUUCUUCUUCUUCGUCUUCGACCAGGCCAUACUCGAAGACUGACAAGCCGCGCCGAUCCGACGGCGGGGAUGAGGAGGAUCGCGGUCUCGGGUGGUUCUUGCCGUUUAUCGCCCUAUGCUACCUUCGUUACAUGAGCGCGACUUCGAACAUCAUUCACGACUGCGACGAAGUGUUUAACUACUGGGAGCCUCUCCACUAUCUUCUCUACAAGUCUGGCUUUCAAACCUGGGAAUACAGUUCGAACUUUGCUCUACGCUCCUACUUGUACAUUCUUUUCCAUGAAUUAUCUGGGCGGCCAGCUUCUUGGUGGUUUGGUGAUGAUAAGGUCAGAGUUUUCUAUGCGGUGAGACUCUUCCUGGGACUGGUUUCUGCAGUUUCAGACACUGUCUUGGUUGUUGCACUCUCACGAAAGUAUGGGAAACGUAUUGCUACGUACGCGGUUGCAAUGCUCUGCUUAACCAGUGGCUGCUUCUUUGCUAGCACCAGUUUCCUCCCGAGUUCGUUCUCUAUGUAUGCGAUGAGUCUCUCAUCUGGUUUAUUGCUUUUCGACAAGUAUGCCAUGGCUGUUGCGGUUUCGGUUCUCGGUGUGAUUCUUGGCUGGCCAUUUUCCAUCCUGGCCUUCUUACCUAUCGUUAUUUACGCUCUGGUUAAGAGAUUCAAGCAAGCAUUUAUCUCUGGCGCUGUCACCUCUAUUUUUCUCCUUGGACUCUCAGUACUUGUGGAUCACUACUACUACAAGAGAUGGACAUCCUCGGUUUUGAAUCUCUUGAUAUACAAUGUCUUAGGGGGUGGAGAAAGCCAUCUCUACGGGACUGAAGGACCGCUGUUUUAUAUAAAAAACGGUUUUAACAACUUCAACUUGGGUUUUGUUUUGGCGAUUCUGUUCAUCGCACUGUUUCCUGUCAUCAGAAGAAAGUAUGACCGUUGCUUGCUUGUUGUUGUUUCGCCAAUGUACAUUUGGCUGGCGUUCAUGUCGCUUCAGCCACACAAAGAAGAAAGGUUCCUUUAUCCAAUAUACCCUCUUAUAUGUGUUUCUGCCUCUAUUGUUAUUGAAAACAUCCCUGAGCUGUUCCGGGAAAAGUAUAGCACAAGGGAAAGUCUUCUGGUGACGAUAACAAAAUACAGCCGACCUGUGAUCCUUGGUCUUGUCUUAUGUGCUUCACAUGCUCGCACAUUCUCUCUGAUUAAUGGCUAUUCCGCUCCCUUAGAGGUCUACAAGCUGCUGGAGCACCAUGAUGAUGCUGGACCAGGUUCUGUUCUGUGUGUGGGAAGCGAAUGGCAUCGAUACCCAUCGUCGUUUUUCGUGCCUGACUACAUAAGCGAAGUUCGGUGGAUCGAUGAUGGGUUCCGAGGUCUUCUUCCGUUCCCGUUUAAUAGCACACUUGGAGGCACUGCAGCAUCACCUCCAUACUUCAACAACAAGAACCAAGCAUCUGAUGACCAAUUUUUGAGGAAUAUAGAAAGUUGCACAUUCCUGAUUGAGCUGCAGCUUAGCAGACCUUAUGGAUAUAGAGGCAGCGACUUAUCGACAUGGGAGGCUAUAGCGGUGUUACCUUAUCUGGACAGAGAGCUAUCGCCAGCGAAGUAUAGAUCGUUCUUCAUCCCUUACAAGUGGCAGGAGAUGAAUGUGUUCGGCAAGUACGUAAUACUUAGAAGAGUGCCAAAAUGAUAUAAAAAAAUCUGUAGACCGGUAGCUUUUAACUCUUCUUUAGCCAAGUUUUGAGGUGAAUGUAGUAACUAAAUAACUGAUGAGUAAUGGUCUUUUAACUUUCAUUCACGGUCACAGCUAGUAGUGGGCAAGAUAUGGCUUUGUAGUAAAUCUCCAGAACGCAAAAAGGAAGGUCAUGUUGUUGAUGUUGACACUAAUGCUGCAAUGUCUUUAUCUUUCUUAUCCUUGUUUUCA